UAAAACGACAAGUAUUAGGAAACAAAAAUUUAUCUCUAGAAUGACAAGUAAUAAAAAACUGAGGGAGUAACACAUAAUUAUUACUUAUUCCCCCUGUCUCCAAAAGAGAGGCGACGUCUAUCUUAUUCGUUGUACUGAAGCUAAUCUAGUGGGAGGUUCCUGUUAGGCUCUGUUUCGACUGAGGAAACAUGUUAUAGUGUGAAGUCUAAGAGAGAUUUAGAAGCUUUGAUAAUGGCGAAUCAACAUUUCUUCAAGCCUCUUCUUCCUGGCUUUCACAGCCAUUUGACAAUUCCUGUGGCUUUCUUCUUGAAGAAUGUACAAGGAAGAAAUGAGCAGAAGACGGCCGAGUUAAGAUCAGACGCAUCCAAAAUAAUCUGGAAAGUGAAAAUAGAUGGCCAAAGACUCACAAACGGUUGGAAAGAGUUUGCUCUCGCACAUGCUCUUCGCAUAGGCGACAUCCUUGUUUUCAAACAAGAGCGAGACAUGAGUUUUCACGUGAUAAUUUUGGGACCUAGUUGUUGUCCGAUUCAAUAUGUGUCUUCUUUAAACAACCAGAACAAUCUCGGUCAGUUGUGUUCAUUUGCCUCUCUAACUGAUAUAUUGAAGAAAUGUGCUCAUAUAGUGGAAUAUGAAUCCGUAAGUAUUAUAUAAAAGAUAGAGAGUCUCUUCUUUAGUCUAAUACUAGUUGGAUGUAGUCUCUUCUUUUUCAGGGAAGAUUCAAAGAAAAAAGGAAAAAGCAGAGUCGUCAUUAGAUCUAUCUUGUUUUGUGGCUAAUGUCACGCCUUCAAAUCUACGCUAUGACUCACUGACUCUUCCAAUGAGUUUUGUGAGAGCAAAUGGUCUAGACAGAAGAUGUGGAGAGAUAAUUCUGAUGAACGAAAAGGGCAGAUCAUGGAGUGUAAGUUUGAAACGAAGAUCAUGCGGAACUACUUACAUCAGAGGAGGAGGAUGGAGAAGUUUUUGUCAAGCUAAUGGACUUAGAGCUGGAGAUUUCUCAAGUUUCAAACUGAUCCAAAGAGGUGGAACUCUUGGUUUACGGAUAUCCCCUGGAGAGAUAGAAGAAGAAGAUUGCUUAUCAGAAGGAAAUGUAGUGAAGAGUAGAUCGAUAUGGAAAGCUUCUUCUUCAGAAUCUCAAAACCGUUUUGUGACAGUAACCCUUACGCCUUACAACAUCAGAGAAUCUAAACUGACGCUUCCAAUACCUUUCACAAAGGUGAAUGGAUUACAAAAGGCAAAGAAGAUGAGUUUCUUGGAUAAACACGGCGUGAAGUGGUCUACCAAAAUGUGUUUUGAGGUGGAACGUAACAGAAUGGGAUUGGCAGGAGGUUGGAAAGAGUUUUGCAAUGCUAACGGUGUGAAGAUAGGAGAAUCAAUCAUCCUGGAGCUGGUUUGGGGAGCAGACAGAAGCUCUGUUCUUAAGUUUUGUUCCAAGGUGAAACAAGAGACCAACUGAAAAUGUGCCUAAAUCAAUGUUUUAACUAGUGACAAUGUCCAAUUCUAGAAGUGAAGAAGUCACUGUAUGUUGUUUUUUGUUGUGAGGAUAUGUAGACAUU
Molecule: messenger RNA, 1553 nt
Organism: Camelina sativa (false flax)
Lineage: Eukaryota; Viridiplantae; Streptophyta; Magnoliopsida; Brassicales; Brassicaceae
Source: RefSeq, a predicted model, not a curated record